AUGCAUCUCCUUCCCUUGACGGUCUCUGCUACGGCGGUCGUCUCGGCCGCUAGCAGCCCCCAUGCCAAGAGGGCGGCCAUCGACGAGUGCCUAAAAAACGCCAAAGUGCCGGUGACGGCACGCAAUUCGACCGAGUGGAAGACAGAUGCGAGCCCCUUCAACGACAGACUUCCGUACACCCCGGCUGCCAUAGCCAAACCGGCCACCGUCGAGCACAUCCAGGCCGCCGUCUUGUGCGCGGCCGAGGUGGGAGUCAAGGCCAACCCCAAGUCUGGCGGGCACAGCUACGCGUCGUUUGGCCUGGGCGGCGAGGACGGCCAUCUUGUGGUGGAGCUGGAUCGGAUGUACAACGUCACGCUCGACCCGGAGACGCACAUCGCUACGGUCCAGCCGGGAGCCAGACUCGGCCACAUCGCCACGGUUCUCUACGAGGAAGGGAAGAGAGCGUUCAGCCACGGCACUUGCCCUGGCGUCGGCGUAGGCGGACAUUCACUACACGGCGGUUUCGGCUUCAGCUCGCACUCGCACGGCCUGGCCGUCGACUGGAUAACCAGCGCAGACGUGGUGCUGGCCAACGGAUCUCUCGUCACCGCUUCCGAGACGGAGAACCCGGACCUCUUCUGGGCCCUCCGCGGCGCCGGGUCCAACUUUGGCAUCGUGGCGUCCUUCCGGUUCAAGACCUUCGCGGCGCCGCCCAACGUCACGUCCUACGAGAUCAACCUCCCCUGGACCAACUCGUCCAACGUCGUGAAGGGCUGGGGCGCGCUCCAGGAGUGGCUCCUGAACGGCGGCAUGCCCGAGGAGAUGAACAUGCGAGUGCUCGGAAACGCGUUUCAGACCCAGCUGCAAGGCCUGUAUCACGGCAACGCCUCGGCCCUUAAGACCGCAAUCCAGCCGCUCCUCGCCCUCCUGGAUGCCAACCUCUCCAGCGUCCAAGAGCACGACUGGAUGGAAGGCUUCAGGCACUACGCUUACAGUGGCGAGAUCGACAUCACGGAUCCGGGCUAUGAUCAGUCCGAGACGUUCUACUCCAAGAGCCUGGUCACCUCGGCGCUCCCGCCGGACGUGCUGGAGAGGGUGGCCGAGUACUGGAUCGAGACGGCCAACAAGGUGAGGCGGUCCUGGUACAUCAUCAUCGACAUGUACGGGGGGCCCAACUCGGCCGUCACGAGGGUCCCGCCCGGGGCCGGAUCGUACGCCUUCCGCGACCCGGAGAGGCACCUCUUCCUGUACGAGCUGUACGACCGCAGCUUCGGCCCUUACCCGGACGACGGCUUCGCCUUCUUGGACGGCUGGGUCCACGCCUUCACCGGCGGGCUGGACUCGAGCGACUGGGGCAUGUACAUCAACUACGCCGACCCCGGCCUCGACCGGGCUGAGGCCCAGGAGGUCUACUACCGGCAGAACCUGGACCGCCUCCGUCGGAUCAAGCAGCAGCUCGACCCUACCGAGCUGUUUUACUACCCGCAGGCUGUCGAGCCGGCUGAGGUGUGA
Messenger RNA from Thermothelomyces thermophilus ATCC 42464, 1494 nucleotides. Its product is annotated as FAD linked oxidase-like protein. NCBI's taxonomy places the organism in Eukaryota, Fungi, Ascomycota, Sordariomycetes, Sordariales, Chaetomiaceae. The record is from RefSeq and is a predicted model, not a curated record. Bases 1 to 1494 code for a protein of 497 amino acids. The transcript is spliced from 3 exons. Gene Ontology annotation, molecular function: FAD binding; oxidoreductase activity.